This is a messenger RNA of Homarus americanus (American lobster), 2031 nucleotides long. Its product is annotated as proline-rich extensin-like protein EPR1. Bases 1 to 2031 code for a protein of 676 amino acids. Lineage: Eukaryota; Metazoa; Arthropoda; Malacostraca; Decapoda; Nephropidae. The record is from RefSeq and is a predicted model, not a curated record. The transcript has a single exon.
AUGCUCCUACCUGGUACCAUCUGUGCUUCCCGGUACCCAUUGUACCCACCUGCUCCUACCUGGUACCCAUCUGGCUACAGUACCCACAUUGUCCCACCUGCUCCUACCUGGUACCCAUCUGGCCCUACCCAUCCCUUGUCCCACCUGUCUACCUGGUACCCAUCUGGCCCUACCCGGUACAUUGUGCCCACCUGCUCUACCUGGUACCCAUCUGGCCCUACCCGGUACCCCCGAUGCCCCACCUGCUCCUACCUGGCACCCAUCUGUGUACCGGUACCCACAUUGCCCACCUGCCCUUACCUGGUACCCUUGGCCCCUACCGGUACCCACAUUGUACCCACCUACUCCCCUGGUACCCAUCUGGCCUACCGGUACCCACAUUGUCCCACCUGUCCCUACCUGGUACCCAUCCACCGGUGCCCACAUUGUGCCCACCUGCUCCUACCUGGUACCCAUCUGGCCCUACCCGGUACCCACAUGCCCACCUGCUCCUACCUGGUACCCAUCUGGCCUACCUGGUGCCCACAGUACCCACCUGCCCAUACCUGGUGCCCAUCCCCCUCCGGUCCACAUUGUCCCUCCUACCUGGUACCCAUCUGUUCGGUACCCACCUGCCCCUUACCUGGUACCCUAUCUGGGCCCAUUGUACCCACCUGCCCCUCCUGGCCGCCGUUCUCCUGGUACCCAUCUUCCGGUCACCAUUGUCCCACCUGCCCUACCUGGUGCCCAUCUGUCCGGUACCCACAUUGCCUCCCUCCUGGUGCCCAUCUGGCCCCGGUCCCACCUACCUGUCCCUGCUCCAUCCCCUGUGCCCACCUGCCCCUACCUGGUACCCAUAUGGCCCUACCCGGUACCCUGAUUGCCCACCUGCUCCUACCUGGUACCCAUCUGGCCAUUGCCCAGUACCCACAUUGCCCACCUGCCCUUACCUGGUACCCAUCUGGCUACAGUGCACCCAUUGUACCCACCUGCUCCUACCUGGUACCCAUCUGGCCUACCGGUACCCACAUUGUACCCACCUGCUCCUACCUGGUACCCAUCUGGCCCUACCGGUACCCACAUUGUACCCACCUGCUCCUACCUGGUACCCAUCUGGCCCUACCCGGUACCCACAUUGUGCCCACCUGCUCCUACCUGGUACCCAUCUGGCUACCCAGUACCCACAUUGUCCCACCUGCUCCCUACCUGGUACCCAUCUGUGGCCCCUGGUACCCAUUGUACCUGCCCCUACCUGGUGCCCAUCUACCCAGUACCCACAUUGUACCCACCUGCUCCCACCUGGUCCAUCUGGCCCUACCAUGCCCACCUUACCUGGUGCCCAUUUGGGGCACCCACAUUGUCCCACCUGCCCUACCUGGUGCCCAUGGCAUUUCCGGUACCCAUUGGCCACCUGCUCCUACCUGGUACCCAUCUGGCCCUACCUGGUACCCACAUUGUACCCACCUGCCCUUACCUGGUACCCAUCUGGCCCUACCCGGUACCCACAUUGUGCCCACCUGCUCCUACCUGGUACCCAUCUGGCCCUACCCGGUGCACCUGCCUUACCUGGUCCCAUUGGUGCCCAGUGCACACAUUGUGCCACCUGCCCAUACCUGGUACCCAUGGCCCUACCCGGUACCCACAUUGUCCCCACCUGUCUACCUGGUGCCCAUCUGGCCCUACCGGUACCCACAUUGUGCCACCUCUCCUACCUGGUACCCAUCUGGCCCUACCCGGUGCCCACAUUGUACCCACCUGCUCCUACCUGGUACCCAUCUGGCCCCUACCGGUACCCAUUGUACACCUGCUCCUACCUGGUGCCCAUCUGGCCCUACGGUACACCCACCUGCUCCUACCUGGUACCCACAUUGCCCACCUGCCCUUACCUGGUACCCAUCUGGCCCUACCCGGUGCACAUUGUACCCACCUGCCCCUACCUGGCACCCAUCUGGCCCUACAGUGCCCACAUUGUACCCACCUGUCCCACCUGGUACCCAUAUGGCCCUACCGGUACCCACAUUUCACCCACCUGCUCCUAUCUGGUCCCUCUAG